Messenger RNA from Aspergillus brunneoviolaceus CBS 621.78, 249 nucleotides. RefSeq lists its product as uncharacterized. The record is from RefSeq and is a predicted model, not a curated record. The annotation marks the transcript as partial. The transcript has 2 exons. NCBI's taxonomy places the organism in Eukaryota, Fungi, Ascomycota, Eurotiomycetes, Eurotiales, Aspergillaceae.
GUACAGGUGCUCGGGUACGUGAAUCCCAAGAAGUUCGCGAUCCGGGUCCAAGUGUCCGUCUUCGGGGCCAAGCUGUUGAAUCUCACCGGGGAUCUGCGACGUGGGAUCUGCGCCAAGAUCAAUAUCAAGUUUGCAAAAGGGUCGAUCUGUUUCUUCCUUAAGAAUGGAAAAGAGGUGUGGGUCAAGUUGGACCUGAAGGCUACAGUAGGUGGGCACUAUAAGAAGGAGGCGAAGCUGUUGACUCUUUGA